This is a messenger RNA of Trypanosoma rangeli, 1842 nucleotides long. RefSeq lists its product as uncharacterized. The record is from RefSeq and is a predicted model, not a curated record. The transcript has a single exon. Bases 1 to 1842 code for a protein of 613 amino acids. Gene Ontology annotation, molecular function: protein binding. NCBI's taxonomy places the organism in Eukaryota, Euglenozoa, Kinetoplastea, Trypanosomatida, Trypanosomatidae.
AUGUCUAGUGUUUGUAGAGUUGGCAAGGCCCGUUGGUUCCAGGGCGAAGAGGGCGAAGAGGCUGUGGAGAUCCGCAUACCAAUUGUCCUCCCACAGUCUGUGCGGCCGCGUGAUCUCACGGUGGAGGUGAAGGAUCUUGCUGUACUCUGCGUGCGCCACCAUGACACCUCCAUUCUGCAGUGGCGCCUCUACGAGGCUGUGGCAGCCGAGGUGGAGUGGCGGGUGGAAGAGGAGGGUGGGCUGCUUGUCUUAGAUUUGGCGAAGAAGACCCCUACACUGUGGCCGUGUCUGCUGGACAUGCCGAUGAGCCCCACCGACGUGGCCAAACUGUGCGUAUGGGGCGACGAGCUUGACGCUCUCUUUUGCGAGCACCACCCCCCGAUUCCUAUGAACCUCGAGGAGGAGAAGAAGGCAGCAGAAGCACAAAAGGCGGAGGAGCUCAACGAGGAGAACCUGGACAAGCUGCUGGAUGAGGCCGCCGAGGAGGUGACAAGGCAGGCCCCAAAUACAAAUGACAAGGAAUUCAUCCGUGCAGAGUUGGAAAACUACAAAGCUGAGGAGGAGGAAAUUCGAAAGAAGCUGCUUGAGGUGCAGACCACAUUGGAGACUGCCGCUGAAGGUGAGGCAGCAAAGCAAGCACACAGUCAAAAGGAGAUUUUGGAGGAAAUGCUACGCCUGCAUAACAUUAUUCGUGAGAAGCGUGCACAUCCAGCAACGCUAGCAAAUUUCCUUGAGAUCACACAGCUGGAUAUCUGCAAGGCCCGCGUCAACGUGGGGGCGGCGACAGAAGAGGAAAAGGAAGAGUACGCUUCCGACGCUGAACGCGCCAUGACAGCUCACGAGCUCAUGACAACAGGUUUGAUGCACUUUGAACAACAAGAGAUUCAGGCGGCUCUGCACUUUCUUCGUCUGGCGGCUAUUUACCACAAUCACGAGCAGAGCAUCCUCCUUUUGCAUAGUAUUUACACCCAGCUUCAAUCACCGCGAGGACCCUUUUUACUCCUUAAGUCUGCUUUGAACGAUAAGGAUUUCAGUAUUGCAGCUAACCUCAAGCUUGGUGAACAGUUUGAUACCGGAGCCCGGCAUUUCCUUCCCAUGUUUCCAGCCGCUCUGUACUUUUAUCAGCGUGCUGCAAAGGCGGGCAGUGUUCACGCAAUGCUGGCCAUUGCGCAGCUCUACCUUCGUGGCUGCACCUCGUCUACAAUGUUGUCCACAGAACAAAUGGAGAGACUAAAAAGCAAUGAAAAGUACAACGCAUGGAUCGAACAGGCCGCUGAUCGCGGCUGUGGUUCUGCCUACUUUGUGAAGGGCUGCAUGUACCUGAAGGGUGAACACGGGUGUGGUAAGUCGUACAAGAUGGCAAAGGAGUUGCUGGAGAAGGCAACAUCAUCUCAGCCCGACGUCGCUCGCCGAGCCCCACAGGUAUUUGUGAUGCUGGAGAAACUGCGGCAAGAGGAAGAGGGCUGUUCUGAGAAGGGUGUAGUCGCAUCGCCCUUAACGCUAGCAAAGUCAAGGCAUGGAGGUAACUAUACAGAGGGAGUGAAUGACAAGGACAACAACACCGUUCAGGCAAGUGCUUCUCUGGAGCGGCUGAAAAGUCUCAAUGACGGAGCUGGCACCUCAACCUCCGGCAUUCUGCGCUCAAAGAAGAUGGCGGGUCCCUCCGCGAAUUCAAAGUCCUUCUGGGAAGGAGCGGUGACCACCGGUCUGGCACUUUACAGUGUGUACACGGUGGCGUUCCCCCUUCGUGUGAUGCUUCUCCCUACUGUGUACGCAGUGCUGGAGCGAAUGCUCCCGCUCAUCCCGUGGCUGGGGGCCAGCCCACCACCCAUGCAGUUCUAA